AGUGUAGCCCCAGCAGUGCCACCUGUCAGUGUCCAUCAAUGCCACCUGCCAGUGCCCAUCAGUGCCACCUAUCAGUGCCAGUCAGUGCCACCUAUUAAUGUCAGUCAGUUCCACCUAUCAGUGCUGCCAAUCAGUGCCACCUAACAGUGCCAGUCAGUGCCACCUAUCAGUGCCAUACCCGUCAGUGCUGCCUAUCAGUGCCACCUAACAGUGCCAGUCAGUGCCACCUAUCAGUGCCAGUCAGUACUUCCUAUCAGUGCCACCUAUCAGUG
Messenger RNA from Staurois parvus, 272 nucleotides. Lineage: Eukaryota; Metazoa; Chordata; Amphibia; Anura; Ranidae. The record is from the annotation of a GenBank genome assembly.